Diatraea saccharalis (sugarcane borer) is the source of this 972-nucleotide messenger RNA. Lineage: Eukaryota; Metazoa; Arthropoda; Insecta; Lepidoptera; Crambidae. The record is from the annotation of a GenBank genome assembly.
AUGAAUUCAAACUUCGAAAGCAUUUAUUCACGUUUUAACUUAGAAAUAUAAUUAAAGUACUAGGCAUUGAUGAUUCCGACGGCGCCGUUACCGCAGCCACAAGUGGCAACGCCGUUGCCGGCGGUCGGAAGACCACCCUCGAAUGCCACCGCGCUCAGGAACGGCAGAGAUCCGCUCACCAACAAUGUGCCUUCGAUCACGUUCUCUGAUGCUACAGCGAGGCCACUGGGGCCGAUGGGAGAGAUGGAGGUGACUACCAAAGGACCGCUUGAACCGACAUUAAAGCCGCCAACAUUGAAUGCAACGCCAUUUAAUCCAGUACCGAUGAGACCAGCGUUGGUACCACCAAUCACAGCGAUAUCGCUCCCAAGACCUGCACCAAUCACUCCAUUACCAAAGCCAAAGCUGUUAACACCGACAUUGGUUACUCCGCUGUUAAUUAGUCCACCAUUACCCAAGUAUCCACUGAGACCACCAGCCGCAGUACUGAAUGUCUACAGUCAGGUCUUGUCAAAUUAUUUGGGAAAUGGUGGAGUCGUAAACGGACUUAGCCUCGGUAGUCUUGGCGCUAACAACCUUGGGCUUGGCUUUGGCAAUGCCGGAUUAACUGUAUCCGAAGCAAACAACAUUGGCUUAAACGGUCUUGGUAUUGGUAACAUUGGCUUUGGUCUUGGUAACGCCGGUUUGGCUGUAAGUGGAUUGAACACUGGCUUAGGAGUAGCCGGUCUUGGAUAUGGCGCUGGUCUCGGCGUACAAAACGUGGCUGCUACGUCCCAGGUGCCCGUCACCGGCCCGUUCACCGCUAGUGGCAAUGCUGAGCUCGUGGUCGGAGGUGACUUUGGUGUCGGCGGUCAAGCCGUGAUCGGUGGCCAGAUUCCUGUGCUCGGUGCUGUUGGUUUCUCCGGCCAGAUACCCGCCAGUGGCGUCGUAUCCAUCGCUGGCAACUGUGGCUGCUCGAGUUAUCCUCUCUAA